Messenger RNA from Trichobilharzia regenti, 672 nucleotides. The record is from the annotation of a GenBank genome assembly. NCBI's taxonomy places the organism in Eukaryota, Metazoa, Platyhelminthes, Trematoda, Strigeidida, Schistosomatidae.
AUGUUUAGGUAUAUCCACGACCUUGACAACAAGACAAAAACCAAAAUCCAAAAUCGGUGUGCUGAUUUUCGUCAGGUCGUCAUCUUGUUUGAUUCGGUAAUGCUGCUUAUCAAUAAAGCACUAUUUUUGUGGACGAUAUGCUGCGUUUUCUUGUUUCUACUAAUUUUAAAAGUCAGUGAAAUUACAUACUGGAAUUGGUUUAUUACGUUUAUACCGAUGUGGUUUCUGGAUUUUACUUUACUUGUCACAACUAUACUACACAUGUCUGGAAGGCUUACUCAAAUACUCGGUCGUUAUGAUUUGGGAAGUAAAUUCAAUCGGGCUCUGACACUAAGUUUUAUCCUGUGGAAGCUGGCUGCAGAGAUUGCUCUUUGUUUGUAUUUGGAGGGGUAUAUGAAUGGUACUUCAGACAAAGCACAUGAAGUCUCCACUGCUCUAGUAGUUUGGCAAACACGACCAGGAGACCCACCUACGAGACAUGGGCUGCUUCUCGCGGUGUUUCCUUUAUGUACCACUAUGGUUAUAUGUUUAUUAGCAGCGUGUAGUCAGAUCGUAAAUAACCGUAUGACUGCAGUUUGGGCCUUCUGUGCAAAUGAACAAUCAAGUGAGUGUAAUGAACGGCAAAAGCAACGAAAAAUGGAAUUUUCACUGGAACAAUGUGAAGCGAAGUAA